GGGAGGGGGAGGGCUUCUUCGAAGGAGGCUGCUUCUUAGAAGGCGCCAGCCUUACAUCUACAGAGGAGGCCCGCGCCUUCUAAGAAGCAGGGGUGCUUCUGUUUAAGGAGCCCUUCCCCCUCCCCCCACCCCCCUCUGCGCGUGGCUGAUUUUGUCCCCAACACCCGAGCGCCGAUGCACUGUAAGCCGACACCAGGCGCCACGCAGGCGGCGCGCCCUUGCGCGCCGCAGGCCCCCGCGGGCGGCGGCGGCGGCGGCGGCCUUCGGCCCCGCCCUGGCCAGAGGCCCGAGGGCGCCUCUGUACGCGGCACGCUCGAGGCGGCCGGUGGCCGCUCGAGCCCUCGCUUCUGGAGGGCGGCGGCCGGCCGGCGCGCUGAAGACAUGCAGUUGGAUAGCAGGUCGCCCUCAAUCUGCCGCGGCGGGGCCACGGGGAGGGGGCACGAAUGUGAGUGCGACUAGGAGGCGGCGUCUCACUAAAAGAUGCCUUCCUGCACGUGCGAGUUACACGGAUCGACCACGCAUGCGCUUCUCGCUGGCACAUAAGGCAUGCCAAAGGCCACGAGGAGGAGGAGGAGGAGGAGGAGGAGGGGGGGCAGGAUAAAGGAGGGAGCAAGAGGGCGGCGCUGGAGCCGCUCGCUGGGCGCACCGACGCCCUGACGCGUCAGGCAGGGACGCACCUGGGGAUCGGGGGGAAGCAGAUGACGUGGCUGUCGGCACAGUCGGCGCAGACAGAACAGUCCCCGAGGGGAACGAAUUCGCAGGCGGCGCUGGCCUCACACACGAUCUGGUGGCCGCUGUUGCCGCAGCAAGCCGAGCCAGGGCUGCCCACCACGGAGCCGUGGUCGGUCGAGCAGGUCGGCGAAGGCAGCGCGUCGCAGCGAGGCGCCGCGGUCGAGUCGUUGCACGACUCGCCGAGACCACAGACCACCUGCUGCCCUGGUGCGCCACAGCAGGAGUCUCCUACCUCUGCAAGAGGCAGAUGCUGGUUGUCCAAACCGAGACACGACGCUGGCGUGGGCGCUGGUGCUGGCGUGGGCACCAACGCUGGCUCUGCCGUCGGCUCAUGCACGGGUGCCGGCGUGGAGGGUCCCGAACUCGCUGGCGUGGGCGCCAGCGCCGGCUCCGCCGUCGGCUCCGACACGGGCGCUGGCGUCGAGGGUCCCGAGCUCGUCGAAUACGCCGCUCCAGUGGUGGAUGGCGUGGGCGCCAGCGCCGGCUCCGCCGUCGGCUCCGAUACGGGCGCCGGCGUGGAGGGACCCGAGCUCGUCGAAUACGCCGCCCCAGUGGUGGACGGCGUGGGCGCCAGCGCCGGCUCCGCCGUCGGCUCCGACACGGGCGCCGGCGUGAAGGGUCCCGAGCUCGUCGAAUACGCCGCUCCAGUGGUGGACGGCGUGGGCGCCAGCGCCGGCUCCGCCGUCGGCUCCGACACGGGCGCCGGCGUGGAGGGACCCGAGCUCGUCGAAUACGCCGCCCCAAUGGUGGACGGCGUGGGCGCCAGCGCCGGCUCCGCCGUCGGCUCCGACACGGGCGCCGGCGUGGAGGGUCCCGAGCUCGUCGAAUACGGCGCUCCAGUGGUGGAUGGCGUGGGCGCCAGCGCCGGCUCCGCCGUCGGCUCCGACACUGGCGCCGGCGUGGAGGGUCCCGAGCUCGUCGAAUACGCCUCCCCAGUGGUGGACGGCGUGGGCGCCAGCGCCGGCUCCGCCGUCGGCUCCGACACGGGCGCCAGCGUGGAGGGUCCCGAGCUCGUCGAAUACGCCGCCCCAGUGGUGGAUGGCGUGGGCGCCAGCGCUGGCUCCGCCGUCGGCUCCGACACGGGCGCCGGCGUCGAGGGUCCCGAGCUCGUCGAAUACGCCGCCCCAGUGGUGGACGGCGUGGGCGCCAGCGCCGGCUCCGCCGUCGGCUCCGACACGGGCGCCGGCGUGGAGGGUCUCGUGCUCGUCGAAUAUACCGCCCCAGUGGUGGACGGCGUGGGCGCCAGCGCCGGCUCCGCCGUCGGCUCCGACACGGGCGCUGGCGUCGAGGGUCCCGAGCUCGUCGAAUACGCCGCUCCAGUGGUGGAUGCUCGUCGAAUACGCCGCUCCAGUGGUGGAUGGCGUGGGCGCCAGCGCCGGCUCCGCCGUCGGCUCCGACACGGGCGCCGGCGUGGAGGGUCCCGAGCUCGUCGAAUACGCCGCUCCCGUGGUGGAUAAUGACGAUUCGGAAGGAGCGGAGGGCGUCGAUGUCGACGCUGGGACGUCGUCGCUGGUGGUCGAGACGGCGUCCGGUGGCGGCCCAGGAGGAGUAACCGGACCGCUCCAGCCACCCGUCGAGGGGGCUGGCGGCCCAGAAGCAGAAGGGUCGCUUGAGCCACCUGCCGAGGGGGCCGCCGCCGAGACUGCCCCCGCUGGUGAAUCGGGAGCGUCUACCCCCGCCUCUGCGCCCAGCGCUGUCAGCUGCGGGCUGGGUCGUUGAGGCGGCUCCUGGUGGCGGCUCGAGGCGGCCGCGGUCGAGGCGGCACCCGGCGGCGGCUCGGGAGCGCUGGCCCAAACACCGGAAUCCGAGGCCGAGGGCGGAGUGGCGGCCGCUGACAGCCCGGGCAAGCAGGGCCCUGUCGCGGGGACUCCACCGCCUCGCCCAGGCCGCGCCAGGAACCCGGCAGCCGCGCCGGGCUGCUCGGCGCUGGCCGCCAGCGGCCACGCGGCCAGCGCGAGCGCGGCCCAGAGCAUUUCGCUGCGGGUGGUCGGCGCUGGCGCAGAUGGGAGCGCCACAAGGCGGGCUUG
Molecule: messenger RNA, 2759 nt
Organism: Prorocentrum cordatum
Lineage: Eukaryota; Dinophyceae; Prorocentrales; Prorocentraceae
Source: the annotation of a GenBank genome assembly